CUCCGGGAGGGCGGCCAUUCAAACCAGAGCGACGUAGAGGAGCAGAAAAUGGCCGCGCCCGGAGCGACGCAACGAGAAGCCGACCUGCCUCGCGUCGCCGACUCCGGUUUGGAACUGCGCGACGUUCCCGCCGUUGCCGUGACUGUGGCGCCGGCGACGCCCGUGGCUUCGGUUCCCGGCGGCGCCUCCUCGGUGUCUGUGGUUUUCCCCGGCUUCGUGACCCGCGAGGGCUGCUUCCGAUUCACCUCCGAGUUCAUGAAGCACGUCUUGUACCAGAGGCAGCAGCUGCCUUUGCCUUACGAGCAGCUCGCCUGCUUCUCCCGGAGGCAGUUUCCGAAAUCCCCCGGCCAGGAUGAAGAUGUGGUCAAAAAAAUCAAUCCAAAAGAUCAAGACAGCAACAAGAAGUGUCAGCAAGUACUGAGUGAACUUGAAGGAAUGUUUCAGCACUUAGAAAACAUGUUCAGUUUGACAUUGGUCCCACGAGUUCUUAUUCUGCUUGGGGGCACUGCUGUCAGUCCCAAAGAACUCUAUGAGAUCAAUCUGCAAGGUAUCUCCAUGAGCAGUGCUGACGAGAGUCUGCAGACAGGAGCAUGUAUUCGCAAGCUUUUCCGUUCGCUCUUCCUGGCAGAUGUAUUCAGCGAGCUUCAAGCCGUUCCCACUAUGGGUGUCAUUGUUAUGGUUCAAGGGCACCGCAACUGUGGUGUUAACUGGUUCAGACCGAAACUAAACUACAAAGUGCCAGCCCGAGGGAGGAAGUUGACGGUCAGCUUAUCGUGCAGUCACAGCAAGAAUACAGUCGUUUCUGCCAAUCAGGAGAUGAACUUUAUCUUGGAUGAUUACAUAUGGUUUCAAGCUCCAGUGACAGUGAAGGGCUUUCGUUACUCUUGA
Zootoca vivipara (common lizard) is the source of this 888-nucleotide messenger RNA. RefSeq names its product MAD2L1 binding protein (gene MAD2L1BP). Gene Ontology annotation, cellular component: nucleus. Gene Ontology annotation, biological process: regulation of exit from mitosis. Lineage: Eukaryota; Metazoa; Chordata; Lepidosauria; Squamata; Lacertidae. The record is from RefSeq and is a predicted model, not a curated record.